Manihot esculenta (cassava) is the source of this 1258-nucleotide messenger RNA. Its product is annotated as repressor of RNA polymerase III transcription MAF1 homolog. The transcript has 11 exons. The coding region runs from base 231 to 905 and encodes 224 amino acids. NCBI's taxonomy places the organism in Eukaryota, Viridiplantae, Streptophyta, Magnoliopsida, Malpighiales, Euphorbiaceae. The record is from RefSeq and is a predicted model, not a curated record. Gene Ontology annotation, biological process: negative regulation of transcription by RNA polymerase III. Gene Ontology annotation, molecular function: RNA polymerase III core binding. Gene Ontology annotation, cellular component: nucleus.
UCUACCAACCACAAUUCAAAACUCUAUACGCCAUAUCGAAUAUUCGAAUUUAGGGUUCAUUUCGGUUCCAUAUCCUUCGAAGGCCUUGUAAUUUUAUUCAUUUUCUAUCAAAUCCUCCACCCAAAUCGUCUACAAGGUACUCAAAUCCAUCCAUUUCUAAUCUUCCAUUCAAAUCGUCUGCUAGGACUUUUCUAGAGGCGUUUUAUCCAUUUUUGAGAAUUGUAUUCACUAUGAAGUUCUUGGAAUACACACCUCUUGAAAGCAUAAAUGAGUUCUUAAGCAAUUUAAAUCUUGGAGAACGGACAAUCAAGGGAUGCCUUGAAGCUUACUCUUGUAAACACACUGGAACAGACAAAAAGCUUUCUCUCAGUUUGGAGCAUGAGAUCCUUGAUUAUCUUGGGAAAUCUUCAGACACUGACUCAUCCUCGCCGGCUGAAUACUUAUUAAGCAGAUCCAGCCGAAAGACAUUGAUUUAUCUUGUUCUCACACUCUAUCACAUGUAUCCAGAUUAUGACUUCAGUGCCAUGAAAGCUCACCAGUUCUUCACAGAGGAAAGCUGGGACACUUUUAAGCAGAUUUUUGAUACGUACAUGUUUGAAGCAUCAAAGGAAUGGAUCAAGGAAAAUGAGGGUGGUUCCUUGCUUGAAACCUUGUUCAAGGCUCUGGACGAGGUUGUAAAACUAGCAGAAUGUGAAAUCUACAGCUAUAAUCCAGAUUCCGAUGCAGAUCCAUUCCUAGAGAAAGGAGCAAUCUGGUCUUUCAGUUUCUUUUUCUACAAUAGGAAACUCAAGCGUGUUGUGAGCUUCCGUUUUUGCUGUUUAAGUAACUUGGUUGUGGAGGGAUAUCUCGUGGACAAUUCAAGCGACGAGGAAGAUGGGGAAAUCUUUGAUGACAUGGACAUGUGAGUGCCAAUAGCCAAGGACUAUUAGCGUGAUGUUCAUAUGAGAAGACCAAUAACAAUUAUCUGUAGUUAUGCUUCUGCCAAUGCCACCACUUGUGGCACCAAAGUGGUAGGAUUAGCUUUUUUAUUUCUCAACCAUGUAGUUAUCCGUCUCUUGUAGUCAAGAAAAACGCUUCUAAAAGUAUAUGUGAAAUCUAAUGCUAGGUUGUGAUUAGCUGUGAGGAUUCAGAUUUCUAGAAGACAUUCUUGUCCCUCUUCUCAAGUAGUGCCAUUUGUUGAUUUUGCAUGUACAUAUGGAACUUCAUUUGGCUGAUGUUCCAAUAAUUGAAGUUGAAAGUCGUGCGAUGUUUUUUCUUC